This is a messenger RNA of Branchiostoma floridae (Florida lancelet), 8047 nucleotides long. RefSeq names its product protein argonaute-2-like. Gene Ontology annotation, molecular function: RNA binding; protein binding. The coding region runs from base 228 to 2858 and encodes 876 amino acids. The transcript is spliced from 22 exons. The record is from RefSeq and is a predicted model, not a curated record. Lineage: Eukaryota; Metazoa; Chordata; Leptocardii; Amphioxiformes; Branchiostomatidae.
GGAGAUGAGCCUGUCCUUUGUGAAGGCGCGGUGCAUGCCGGGUAAUGGGGGAGGGCUUUCUUUGCAGGUUUGGGCCUGCCGCUUCUUUCCUCAAUUUUUCUUCCGUUUUGGACGUUUUCUCCGGGAUUUUGUCAUCCGAAAACAAGCACAGGGUCCAACAUUGAGAAGUACUACACAUUAGUUACCAGUUGGAGUAGACAGCCCUAGCACACACACAAGUCUUCAGGAUGGCAUUACCAGGAAUGCCUCCACUUCGGCCGCCGGGCGAUCCAAUUGGACCCCCACCCAUCGGUCCACCGCUUGGUAUCCCCCCUCCGGUGGCGCUGGACAGGUUCUGUUGCCCCCGACGACCCGACAUCGGAACGGUGGGACGACGCAUCAGCCUGCGGGCCAACCAUUUCAAAGUCUCCAUGCCGAAAGGCGACCUCCACCAUUAUGACAUCAGUAUUAUCCCAGACAAAUGCCCUCGCAGAGUCAACAGAGAGAUCAUUGAAAAGAUGGCCCAAGCGUACGCCAACCGGAUCUUCGGGGACCUCCGUCCUGUCUUCGAUGGACGCAAGAACCUGUACACCAGGGAUCCUCUUCCAGUGGGAACAGAAAAGGUGGAGCUUGACGUGACGUUACCGGGGGAUGGCGGGAAGGACCGCCACUUCAAAGUGUCGAUGAAGUGGGUGGGGAAGGUGAGCCUGUACGCGCUGGAACAGGCGCUGGAGGGACGACUGGCCACCGUCCCGUUCGAGGCUAUCCAGGCGCUGGACGUGGUCAUGAGACAUCUUCCAUCCAUGACGUAUACUCCCGUGGGGAGAUCCUUCUUCUCGUCCCCCGAGGGCUACAGUCACCCCCUGGGUGGGGGGCGCGAGGUGUGGUUCGGCUUCCAUCAGAGCGUCAGACCCUCCCAGUGGAAAAUGAUGCUCAACAUUGACGUUUCUGCCACUGCGUUCUACAAGGCCCAGCCAGUGAUAGAGUUCAUGUGCGAGGUGCUGGAUGUGAGAGACAUCCACGACCAACGGCGACCCCUCACCGACUCGCAAAGGGUCAAGUUCACCAAGGAGAUCAAAGGGCUGAAAGUGGAGAUCACACACUGCGGACAGAUGAAGCGAAAGUACCGCGUAUGUAACGUGACACGCAGACCAGCGCAGACACAGACGUUCCCUCUUCAGUUGGAGGAUGGAAGAACUGUGGAGUGCACUGUCGCAAAAUACUUCUUGGAGAGGCACAAGAGGAGGCUGGAGUUUCCUCACCUGCCGUGUCUACAGGUGGGACAAGAACAGAAACACACCUACCUGCCACUCGAGGUGUGCAACAUCGUUGCUGGCCAGCGCUGUAUCAAGAAGCUGACGGACAUGCAGACAUCCACCAUGAUCAAGGCCACUGCCAGGUCAGCUCCGGACAGGGAACGAGAGAUUAUCAGACUGAUGCAGCGCGCCAACUUCAACGCGGACCCCUACGUCCGAGACUUCGGAAUCAGCAUCUCUAACGACAUGGCGGAAGUGGAAGGCCGCGUACUCGACCCUCCCAUGCUUCAGUAUGGAGGACGGGUAAACAAUACACGUGCCACCGUGGUGCCAAACCAAGGUGUGUGGGACAUGAGAGGAAAGCAGUUCCACACGGGCAUAGAGAUCCGCGUCUGGGCCAUGGCCUGCUUCGCACUGCAGAGGCAAUGUAGCGAGCAGGCUCUCAGAAAUUUCACCCAACAGCUCCAGAGGAUCUCCAACGACGCCGGCAUGCCGAUCGUGGGCCAGCCGUGCUUCUGUAAGUACGCGACGGGCGCGGACCAGGUGGAGAAAAUGUUCCAGUAUCUCAAGAACACCUUUCAGGGGCUGCAGCUCAUCCUGGUGGUCCUGCCGGGCAAAACACCUGUCUAUGCGGAGGUAAAGCGCGUGGGAGACACCAUGUUGGGCGUGGCCACGCAGUGCGUACAGGUAAAGAACGUGAUCAAGACGUCGCCCCAAACCCUGUCCAACCUGUGCCUGAAGAUCAACGUCAAACUGGGAGGGGUCAACAACAUCCUGGUCCCACACAUACGUCCUGGAGUGUUCCGAGAGCCAGUCAUCUUCCUGGGCGCUGACGUCACGCACCCCCCAGUAGGCGAUGAAAAGAAGCCUUCCAUCGCUGCGGUCGUGGGUAGCAUGGACGCCCAUCCCAGUCGCUACGCGGCGACCGUACGCGUGCAGACCCACCGUCAGGAGAUCAUUGCUGACCUGGCCUCCAUGGUGCGGGAACUUCUGAUACAGUUCUACAAGUCGACACGCUUCAAGCCGACCCGGAUCAUCAUGUACCGAGAUGGGGUCAGCGAGGGCCAGUUUCAACAGGUGUUGUGGCACGAGCUGCGAGCGAUCCGUGAGGCGUGCGUGAAACUGGAGGUCGGGUACGAGCCGGGCGUGACCUUUAUCGUGGUGCAGAAGCGCCACCACACCAGGCUGUUCUGCUCCGACAGGAAGGAACAGAUUGGGAAGAGUGGUAACAUCCCUGCUGGUACUACUGUUGAUGUUGGUAUCACCCACCCCACGGAGUUUGACUUCUACUUAUGCAGCCACGCCGGCAUACAGGGUACCAGCCGCCCAUCGCACUACCACGUUCUGUGGGACGACAACAACUUCAUGGCAGACGACCUCCAGAUGCUGACCUACCAGCUGUGUCACACCUACGUCCGCUGUACGCGCAGCGUCUCCAUCCCAGCCCCCGCGUACUACGCACAUCUGGUGGCCUUCCGAGCACGCUACCAUCUCGUGGAGAAAGAUCACGACAGCGGGGAAGGAUCAUUCCGUUCCGGGGACAGUAGCGAGCGGACGCACAUGGACAUGGCGCGUGCCGUCCAGGUCCAUCCCGACACCCUGCGGGUCAUGUACUUCGCAUGACGCGGCACAACGACUCACAGCAAAACGAGGUUCCACUCAUCACGGAGAGUACAGACUGAAGAGAAAAGGGGCUGACGUAUCACUAUUAGGUCUUGUGGUUGGAUUCCAGCAAAGGCUAAUAUAUCUGAGAAUAGGCUGACUACGGAAUUGGUAUAAGUUUUGUCCUCUUGGCUACUAAAACGUCACUGUUAUUUCAAAAUCACUGAUUUUCGAUGGAAGAAAUUAAUCGAUUUUCGCUGCAAAAAUAUACAAAUAAAGAGGGAUGGGCACCCUCGGAAAUAAAAGUCAUCCCAGUAAACUAAGUUAUUAAUGUUCAAAAUAUGAGAUUGGAAACAAAAAGAUGCAAAAAGCACUCAAAAUGUGUUUCUUUGAAGUCUUCAACAAAAGUAUUUAAGUUUGUUUCUGGGUUUUUGAACGGUCACUUUCUACAAUCUACAUUGAAGAAUAGUCUAUGCAAAAUACAGCUCAAACCCCAAAUGAUUUCCUCCAAAACUCACUACUCAGAAAACUGGACCAAAGUACACCAAACGUAAGUACUUGUUAGAGCUUCUCCAGCAAUGCAAUUAGUAAUGCAGUUAUAUCAUUUGACUUGCAUAAUGUCAGAAUAUGGGCUAUAUACUGUAAUACCUACUACUGUUAGCCAAGAUAACAUCCAAGCAAUAGGUCUGAAAAGAUUGCUUCCAAACGUGACGAAAUGAGGAUAACUGUUGAAAGUGCCCCUACGAUACGCUUUUAGAGGUAGCGUGCUGCGAUGUUUUGUCGACGCGUACCUCGCGAUUGGUCUCUCCGAGAGACGGGAAAAUCUAACGUAGAGAAAUGUGCAAUAAUCCAAACGUCAGCCGGUCAGUUUUGCACGGUCCAGCCAAACCUACAAAGUACUGAAGCCUAGAAGUGCAUAUCUUACUGAGAGAAAAAAACACUUAUCAAACAUGAGUUACAUGACCAGAAAUACUACUACUAUUAAAGAACGUUUAGCAGCUUUUGUAAAUGCAAUAAGGACAGUUUGUUAACACAUUUAUGCAGAGUAGAAUCUAACUAUUACUAUAUCGUAUGCACCCGUGGUAGUCACUAAGGCCAGUGCAGUAAAGAUUUAAAGGGGAAUAUCAGAAUUACGUAUAACAUUUUUACAUUCCCUAUCUCUAUCCUCUGUGUCAACAAGUACUCCAAACAGUAGAAUGGAACUCUAUAAAAGGAUUAUUCCAUUGUAGGCGUCUAAAGAGAGGACGUGAAAUGGUUUGGAACGGGUUUGCUUUUGUAAAAGGCAUUUAAAAAAAGAUCAAAUUGAAAGAUUUGGAAGAUAUUGUAACAAAUUAAUUCUUCUUUUUUUUUAAAAGCGGGAAUAAAGAGCUGCCCAAAAGAAAAAGUCAAAAAGAAAACCUUUCCUUACGAUGGAAUAAUCUGUAUCAACAAGUAUUUGUAUCAACAAGUAUAUAUUUUCCAACAAUUGCUGACCAAAAUUAUACCAACUUGUUGCUCGUAAAAACGUCAUUUGGACCUCCAAAAGAAAUUUCAUCACAGGACCAAAAGUUUAAAUUGUGUUCCUGGCUCUUUACAAGUUUUUUGUUAGCCAAAAUGAUGUAAAGUGAGUUGAAGUGCAGUUGGUAAUGAUUUUGUUCCAUCUCUGAAGAAACCGGUGCCACACAAAAGGAAAAUAUAGCUCAUUCGAGGCCAGUGUCUUUUUCAACGUGGACAGAUUUCUGAGCACCAACCAAUUAAAUGGUAGAUUUACAGGCAAAAAGUUGCUGAAUUUGUGAACGAUUUUGGAAUGUCAGCAACCUUCGAGCUGUCAGCAAAUUGGGGUGAACGUCAUUGAGUUUGAUGCCGGCUUUCUCACUGUUUGGAUGCUUGUGACACACGAUGGACGAGAAAAGAAUAAACAGUCACUAUGUCUUAAAACGGAGUACGGAAGGUUGUAAAUAGGAGAGGCGAACGUCUUGUUUUAGCUCGUUGUUAAAGUGGUAUUUUUCUACAUUGGAUACCAUGCCCACCUGAACACUUUACAAGCUAGCAUCUCAAUUAAGCGGCAAGUCUUCCUAUAUUGUCUCUAAGUCAGGGUUGUUUCCAGGACCCAUCCCUCUGUCUUAGGAUACUUGUUGGGCCGUAAAACAAGUAACCGUCCAGAAAAAUCUGUAUUUCAGUUCAUAAAAUUGAUGUAAAUGUAUUUUCGUAAGCAUAAAAUGACUAACAAUGAAAAUUAACAUCAUGAACUCCCAAGCAAUGAGAGGGAUGGAAAAAAAAAACUUAAAGCUGGAGACAGCACUGCUUUAAAUGUGCCUAAUAUUAAAGUUUGUAUGAUAUUAACCCUCAUCUUAGUAGCUUACUGUCUUCUGCUAUAGCCAGUAAAAAGUUUGACAAGGAAAUGGGCCCACAACAGAAACAAGGGUAAACGAAAAGGUGGUAGACAGAAUAAAAUGGAAAGUUUGUCAUUUGUCGUCAGACAGGGAAAUGUCGGCAUUUCUGACAAUGGAGGGAUGAACAUUGUAUUUCCUGGUCUCCGAUUGGCUAAUAGAUAUUCAAAUCUGACCAAUCGGGGAGUAAGAAAAAAGGAACUUUUGUCUUCAAGGGCACCAUACCUUUUGAGAUGAAUGCAUCUUUAAGUCAUAACAUGCCAGUGUCACUACAAACGCUUCUCAAUAAUUUCUUAAAAAAAGCAAUGUUUCAAAAACAUAUCUGUUGCGUGAACUUCUCUGGAACAACAACAUAGGAGCAAACGAAACCAGAUGACCAAACCGUUUUUAAGAAAUGUAACAAUUACAUGUAGUUUGUAAACUACUUUGCCAGUGGCCCAAGAAAAUUUUUUUUUUUCAAUCUGAAUUUGCUGUAUGUAAUUUCUCAUUGUGCUUCAGGUGGGCAGAGGUCCAUAUAAACAAACUAUAGCCCCUUGUGCUACCAAAUGUCUUUCAAGAGUUUUUGUUGUCAUGUGUAAAUAAGUAUGUACUGUAGUUGUGUUAUACCCAUGAUAUAUUUGCUUUCUUUGUAGCACCUUUGUGACAUCCACCCUUUAACACGAUCGUAAUUAUAACUGGAGAUGUGAAAGAAAAGAUUGUAUGUAUUGUGGUGAUGUUAGUUGAUUAAGACAAAAUUUUCUUGUGGAGUUGUACAGUAGCUGUAAUUACUGAACUAAUCAUGAAAAGCAAGGCUCUACCUAUGCUCUGACCAGAAAACUCUAACAAACAAAGUUCCAAACUUUCCUUGCAUAUCAUAAAUGAUAAUAAAUGUGUAACAUUGAUUGAUAAGAGCAAUAGCAUGAUAUCACAUGUUAGAAGUUUAGGCAAGAAGUAUGUCAACUUUUUGAAUGGCCACCAGUUUUGUGUUUUGCCAGUCUUGUGAUGACAUAUAGUUUUGGGAUGCUGUGGUUGGUGACUUCAAUGGCAAUGUAUCAGGCUCCGCCUUAGUGGUGUCGCCAAAAAUCUCAGAGCAUAUACUGUAGUCUAAUCAUAGGUAUUAUAAGGUAGGCAGUUUUUGGCAAGACUUUUUAACAAUGUGGAAUUGUAUUGUCAUGAUUUGUGUUGGUGUCGCAUCAAAAAGCAACUUGUAGAAAAACAUAUUCUCUACUGGGAUUUUGUUUAAUUUGCACAGCUUUGAACAAAAUAUGAAGUCUUUCUUGAAUGUGUUCAUCAAAGAAAUUUAACAAGAGUAGUGUUGAGAAAAAAGUGCAGAAAGCUUUGAGACACUUGUUUUGCGAAAUGUGGUUACUAGAAUGCUGUGUUUUUUUGCACUUUGUUGUUGUUUUUUUAUUCUUCUUCACACUUUUACCGUCAAGUAGACACGUUAGUAUUUUCUCAGUACUUUCAGUUGUAAAAAGAAUUGUGUGAGUUGUGCGCUCUAGUAGAAGGUACUCGACAUGUUUUUUUUCUACAUUUUAGACUUUAGUCAGAAUUUACUUAGUGUAAGCAGUUUUGUAAAAAAAAAUGGUGUACUGGUAAGUAGACUUUUUUCAUUUAAACAUUUUUGACAGGAAACUAUAAAAUUUUCUUAGUUCAGUGUCGGGAAAUGUACUCAAACUAGUAGCUAACAGUCUAUCUUUGUUUCAUACAAUAUGCAUGUACACUGUAUUACUGGAAGUUUCACAAAGAACUAGUAGGUUAAAUCUACAGUGUGCAAGAAUUGCUACAAAAUAACAUGAUAUACAUGUAGUAUUCAUAACUUCAAAUGCAAUGUUUGUACCGAUAUUGUACUUGCUAGUAGCCCUUCAUACCUAAUUUUGAUAACUGAUUUAUUAUGUAGAAAACUCAUACAUAGUUUAUAAGCUUUUCAUUAUUCCUGUACCUUUCUUAAGCCAUGUGAUUUCAAUACAUUUUGAUAUAAGGUAGAAGUAAAUUCAUAAAGGCAUUGGUCUGUCCUAUAUUUAAGUGACAAGGAAAUACUGUUUUUUGUUUGAAUAUUCUAAAGAACAUCCAACAAGCUGUUUUGUUGUGUCAAUGUAAGAGUAAGGCCCUUUCGGUAUGAAAGUGAUUUCGCCAAGGAAGGAUUUGCAACUAUGAGACAGUCCCUCAAGAAACAGCUGAGUGCUAUUUGAAAUACUUGGGCAGCUCUAUUAUUUUUGUGUUAUCCUCCAAAGGUAUAUCACAUUAUCCAAAACCCAGAUUCACAAACACUGGCCAAACAAUAAGAUUGUUUUUCUGUUUUUAUUUUAAUGGAAGUUGGAAAUAUUAUUUUAUAUUGUACCUUUAAGUCACAAUGGCCAAACUUGCACGCUAAUAUUUAUAGUGGAAAAGAGUUGGAAACAAACAAGAAUAUAUUGUGAUUGUUUAUCUCAUGUUUUGAGCCAUACCUAUUUCCCUGUAUGUUUUUACUGAAUAUGCAUGUGUGUGUACCCAUGUAUCGGCUGCCAUGUAUAUUAAUGUGUAUUUGUUUUUAUUAGUUGUUGAUUGUAUUAAGAAUAAUGCUAGUUAUGUAAGUAACAUAAAAGCAGAAAGACAAAAAAAAUCUAAGUUUGUUUUGUGAAAAUACAAAAUGUACCCUCUGCAUUCAGAGUUAAGUAUUCGAAGUCUUCAUACACGAUUUAUAUUGGUAGCUGCCAAUAGACCUGGUGUAUUGGUUACUAAGGUGUCUUUAUACCAAUGUCUUUCACUGUUGUCCAAGACUGUGCUUGUAUUAUAUUUAAUAGUAUUACAUGGAUCAAAAGUAGAGGACUGCAAGAGAUGUAUGCUUCUGUUUCUUUCAGAUUAAAUUGUACUCAAACUUCA